Molecule: messenger RNA, 816 nt
Organism: Orbilia oligospora ATCC 24927
Lineage: Eukaryota; Fungi; Ascomycota; Orbiliomycetes; Orbiliales; Orbiliaceae
Exons: 1
Coding region: 1-816 (271 amino acids)
Source: RefSeq, a predicted model, not a curated record
AUGUUCGCCAACAGUGCAGAGAAUAACUUUCGUGCAGCAUCGGAUGCCUUCACGACAGUUUCGAGCAUUGCGAAGACCCUCGGUUUCUUCGGGUCUCAAGAAGCAGCGCCCGCCGCAUCGGUGGCCACUUCUUCGUCAGGCGCUCAAGCUGCUGCUCUCCCUGCCGCUGGAGAAGCAGCUUCAUCAGGUGGCGGAUGGGGCUGGGGGAAGUUGGCACUGGCAGCAGCAGCUGCGACUACCGUUACUGCGGGCGCUGGUACCGCAGUUUACAUGAACAGGUCCAAUAUCACACAAGGAUUCAGCUGGGUUACGUCGCACUUGGAAUUCGUAGGCGCAUUAUUCACUUCCGAAGAGUUGAAGACAAGGGUUAUGAGGGCUUCUUCCGUCCCCGGCAUAGGAAUUGCCAAUUUCUACACUGUAUUGGGUAAAGGUGCGAAGUCUGUAUCUAACACCCAGGGGAAGACGGUUGAAGUAGGAGGUGGAGGUCUCCGAACCUUCUGCUCUCUUCCACCAAAACCAAGGUCUGGAUCUACGUCGACACCUACCUCGCCGUCUUCAUCGAAGGACAAGGCCUCUCCUCCUGCGGGGAGCGCAGCGGCUUCAUCCGAUAAUAGAGGAGCGGCGGAUAUCGAUGUUGGAAAUCGGGAUUUGAGGACCUGGUGGUUCCCUCAGCUGAAUGAUAAAGCGACCGAUGAGGUCAAUGCGCAUAUGUAUAUGUUUACACAGGCUACAAAUCCUGCGUAUAAAAAUAUGCUCGACGGAGCCGGGAAGCAGGUUAUGAGGUGGUGUAUCAAUUGGUAUGAUUCUCGAGGUUAG